GUUGGAUUUGUUGUGUAAUGAAAUCGCAUUAAAUUUUUGGAUCCCUAAUUAAAUACACACAUGAUAGGCCUACCACCCCCCAUUUCCUUUCCACCUUCCUCCCACCGCACCCCCACCCCACCCCACCCCACCCCCACCCCCCAAGCUAUUAAUACCACAACCAAAAACAACCUCACCUAUCAUUCAUCCCAACAUACAACAAUAUCUCUCUCUCUCUUCUCUCCCAACUUACCAAACACACAAUGUCAAAGAAAAUGAAAAUGCCAUCAAUCUUCAAGAGCAAAGACCCCAAGCAACCAUGGCAAUGGCCCUCGUGCAACCACCCCAAAACCCUAUCUUUCCGAGCAAGCAACGAUGUCGUUUUCAAGACCGUGAACUCCGUGUUCCUCGACACCUCCGACGGCCUUGACACCCCCGAGUCCUGGUUCACAAACUCCUCCUCAGAUUGCGCCAGCACCACUGACGACCAUUCUGAGGACUACAACAACAACAACAAUAACAACAAUGAGACACUAGAGAUGAUAAUCCGGGACGUGAGGUCUUCGGAUAGGCUCUUUUUCGAGCCGGGCGACACGAGCUCGAUCUUCGACAAGGAGCCGGCAGCGGCGAAGGAGACGACGACGAGUGGGGGGCCGUUCGAGGAGAGCGUGGCGCUGGCGCUGGAGUCGGACGACCCUUACAUGGACUUCAAGAAAUCCAUGCAGGAGAUGGUGGAGAGCCAUGGAUUGGAGGAGUGGGACCGGUUGGAGGAGCUUCUUGGAUGGUAUUUGAAGAUGAAUGCCAAACACAAUCAUGGCUUCAUUGUUGGUGCCUUCGUCGAUCUUCUCGUCGGGAUGGUGAAGGAUUCUCCGGCGGCAGCGGCCGUUUGUCGCUCCGAUUCGACCUCGUAUUCGUCUGCAGAUUCUUGCUUCUCUUCCCCUUCUUCCCCUGUUCGUGAUCGGGUUGAGGGAGGAGAUGCCAUUAAUGUACAAUCUUAAUUAGCCUUUUAAUUCAUGUUUCCCUUCCCUCUCCUAUAUUCCAUGUGUAUACUGCUCUGCUAUACUAGGUUUCAGCAACAACUAGGCUGUGAGAAUCCAUGGUUUUUUGCUCUCUCUCUCUCUCUCACACACACACACACAGAAUUACAAAUUAAGUAGGUGUUAAAAUUAAUUGAUAGCAUCGGCCGUAGUUUGUACCAUAUGAUAGAAAAUUUAUGGAGCGUCGUUGUUACUUUGAA
Molecule: messenger RNA, 1216 nt
Organism: Salvia miltiorrhiza (redroot sage)
Lineage: Eukaryota; Viridiplantae; Streptophyta; Magnoliopsida; Lamiales; Lamiaceae
Product: transcription repressor OFP13
Exons: 1
Coding region: 243-977 (244 amino acids)
Biological process (GO): negative regulation of DNA-templated transcription
Source: RefSeq, a predicted model, not a curated record